CCUUGCUAUUUCACACUCACAUUCAUCAGUGAGAGAGGUCUGAGAGAGAGAAAUCAGAAAUGGCAAUGCGAAUGGUGGUGUUUCAAAUAAUUGUCUUAUUGGGGUCAAUGAAUGCAUUUGUAAAAGCAGUGGGUUUGGUAAACAGUUCAAAAUGUAGUGAAGCAACCUGUGGGAACGUAACCAUUCCAUACCCUUUUGGAAUAGAUACUGAUUGCAACAUGACCGCCUUGUAUUGGAUAAAUUGCGAUCACAGUUUCAGUCCUCCCAAGCCUUUCUUGGCGUCCAUAAACCUGGAGGUUCUGGAUAUUUCAUUAUUAGACGGCACACUUCGCGUCAACUAUCCAUUGCUUUUGGGUUGUUCUGAUACAAGUUCCGAAUUUGUCAACUAUACUUCAAGAGGUCUUGUCUUCUCCCAAUCCAGAAACAAAUUCGUUGCCAUGGGUUGCGACAAUUUUGCUUCAUUGAAUGAUAAAGAAGAUAUUGUUCUUUGUGGGUGCAUGUCUGUUUGUAAUAACAAAUCCAGAGAGACGAAUAUCAACAAUAGUUGCAAUGGCAUCGACUGCUGCCAAACUGCUAUCCCAGUUCUCGACGUCUAUCAAGCAUCUCGAAGGUCAAUAGCCACCGAGACUUUCAAAAUUAGCUCAGCACCUUGCAAGUAUGCAUUCAUAGUAGAACAGAAGUGGUUCGAGACCAAUUUAACAAACUCGUCUGAAGUCCAAAAUAUGUCCCACGUUCCUGUGGUAUUGGAAUGGCGCAUCGAUCCAAAAUUAUUUCCUCUUGUAACUGGAAAUAACCAGUCAGAUGAAGAAACCUCAAGCUAUGGUUGUGCUAAUCGUUCUUCAACUCUUACAUGUUCUUGCAAACCAGGCUUUAAAGGAAAUCCCUAUCUGCCUCAUCCUGAACGAUGUGCAGAUAUUAACGAAUGCAUAGAAAAUUCCACACCGUGUUUGGAUUUCUGGAAUAGCUCUUCGAGGGACUGGAAUAAGAAUAACGAUUCGAGCCUCCGCUGUGUAAAUACUUAUGGGUCAUACAAUUGUGUAGAAAUCAUCAAGCCUUCUCCUCCUCCGACCAAAGCGAUCACAAUAGCUAUUAGCACAAGCCUUGGGCUACUAUUUUUGCUAAUUGGUGGAUGGUGGUCCUACAAAGCAAUAAAGAAAAGGAAGAACAUUAAACGUAAGGAGAAGUUCUUCAAACGAAAUGGUGGCCUAUUGUUACAACAACAAUUAUCUUCAAGUGAAACCAAUGUUGAGAAAACCAAAUUGUUUAAUUCAAAGGAUUUGGAAAAGGCCACUGACAAUUUUAAUGUGAAUAGAAUACUUGGUCAAGGAGGACAAGGCACUGUCUACAAAGGAAUGUUGGUAGAUGGGAAAAUCGUUGCAGUAAAGAAGUCCAAGGUAAUUGAUGAAGAAAAACAACUUGAAGAAUUCAUUAAUGAAGUUGUCAUUCUUUCACAAAUUAAUCAUAGGCAUGUGGUUAAACUACUUGGUUGUUGUUUGGAGACAGAAGUUCCUUUGCUAGUUUAUGAAUUCAUUCCUAAUGGAACUCUAUCCCAAUAUCUUCAUGUCCAAAAUGAGGAGUUUCCAGCAACAUGGGAUAUGCGUUUACGAAUUGCCACAGAAGUUGCAGGAGCUCUUUUCUACUUACACUCAGCGGCUUCCUCGCCCAUUUACCACCGAGACAUUAAGAGUACAAACAUACUCUUAGAUGAUAAGUACAGAGCAAAAGUAGCAGACUUUGGGACUUCAAGAUCCAUUGGUGUUGAUCAAACUCACUUAACCACAGUAGUACAAGGCACUUUUGGAUACUUGGACCCUGAGUAUUUCCAGUCAAGUCAAUUUACAGAAAAGAGUGAUGUUUAUAGUUUUGGUGUUGUUCUCGUUGAGCUUUUAACCGGAGAAAAAGCGAUCUCUUCUACAAGGACAUCAGAAAGUAAAAGUUUAGCCACAUAUUUCAUUCACUCAAUAGAGGAGAACAAUUUGUUUGAUAUUAUCGAUGCUCAAGUGAUGAAGGAUUCUAAAAAAGAAGAGAUCAUAUCAGUUGCAAACCUUGCAAAAAUGUGCCUAAACUUGAAUGGGAAGAAAAGACCUACAAUGAAAGAAGUUGCAAUGCAAUUGGAAGCAGUUCUAACGUUGCGAAAAGCUUCUAAUGUUCAACAAAACCUUGAAGAGGUUGAAUGUGUUAGAAGUGAAAUGUAUGAGCAAUGGGAUGUCAUUUCUACAUCAACAAUGUCAGGUGCAGACAAUAGUGUAGCCUCAUCUUCAAACACUCUCCCAUUGUUAUCUUUUUAACUAGUUGAUGUUGUGCGUGAUGCGUGUGUAUGCUAUAAGUUUAUUUUUGAAUAUUUGAUUAAAAAAUAUUUUUAUGACCAAUUUAUAAUACUCAUUAAUUUUUAUAA
Messenger RNA from Quercus robur (English oak), 2395 nucleotides. Its product is annotated as wall-associated receptor kinase-like 1. The transcript has 3 exons. Lineage: Eukaryota; Viridiplantae; Streptophyta; Magnoliopsida; Fagales; Fagaceae. Bases 60 to 2288 code for a protein of 742 amino acids. Gene Ontology annotation, cellular component: plasma membrane. Gene Ontology annotation, molecular function: ATP binding; polysaccharide binding; protein serine/threonine kinase activity. The record is from RefSeq and is a predicted model, not a curated record. Gene Ontology annotation, biological process: cell surface receptor signaling pathway; protein phosphorylation.